AUGGGGGAGAGGUUGCAAAGUCAGAAAGUCUAUGUUUGCUCUUUUUUUGACUGUAAAGCUAAAUUCAGUAAGUCAUGGAAGCUAGAGGCUCACCUUUGCAAACACACAGGAUUGAAACCUUUCUCCUGUGAGAACUGUGACAAGAGCUUUUGCACUCGCUAUCAACUCACCAGACAUGAGCUCAGUCACAGUGGGGAAAAACCACACAAGUGUUUGGCUGAUGGAUGCUCUGAGGCGUUUGUCACAAAUGGCAGCAUGAAGAACCACAUGGCUCGAGUUCACCAGCACAAGGAGAAACGCUAUCGAUGUGACCAUCAGGGCUGUGGAAAGGACUUCAACAAGAGGAACAAACUGAAAGCCCAUCAGUGUGAGCACCAACAGCUUCUGCCAUUUCAUUGUACUUUCAGUGGCUGUGCAAAAGAAUUUCCCUCUCAAGGAAAACUGAAGCAUCAUGAGCGAAUGCAUGCAGGUUACCCUUGUGAGAAUGCGGAGUGUCCUUUUAAAGGAAAGACGUGGACAGAAUAUCUGGAGCACAGAAAAGAACAUAAAGUCAAGGUGCCGUGUGGAACGUGCAAAAAGCUGUUUUACAACACCUGGUUCUUGCGCCAGCAUGAGCUGCAUGUCCACUCUGGGGAGAAGAGGGUGCUGUCGUGCCCCAGAAAAGGGUGCAAUAAGAAGUUCACUCGUCGGUUCAACUUGGAGAGUCACGUACAGGGAGACCAUGAGGGCAAGAAGCCCUUUAGCUGUGCGUAUGCUGGCUGUGGGAAGAGCUUUGCCAUGAAGGAAAGCUUGUGGCGACAUGGAGUGGCACAUGACCCAGCAAAGAAAAAGAUAAAGAAACUGCAUCCUAAAAAGAAUCAGCCCUGGCGUGUGGCGCUGCGGGUCAGACUGUCAGCUGCAGCCAAUCAAGCAGAGACCAAGCUUGCUGAGAAGCUGCGCAAAACAACUUUAAAGGAUAACAAAUCUUGA
Chelmon rostratus (copperband butterflyfish) is the source of this 969-nucleotide messenger RNA. RefSeq names its product general transcription factor IIIA, b (gene gtf3ab). The record is from RefSeq and is a predicted model, not a curated record. The transcript has 9 exons. Bases 1 to 969 code for a protein of 322 amino acids. Gene Ontology annotation, cellular component: nucleus. NCBI's taxonomy places the organism in Eukaryota, Metazoa, Chordata, Actinopteri, Chaetodontiformes, Chaetodontidae.